Messenger RNA from Hydatigera taeniaeformis, 2121 nucleotides. Lineage: Eukaryota; Metazoa; Platyhelminthes; Cestoda; Cyclophyllidea; Taeniidae. The record is from the annotation of a GenBank genome assembly.
AUGAUCAAACUGGACAUAUUAUCCUGCCGGGUCGUGGCCACCCGUCAAGUUCAGGCAUGGUUAUCACUUCGUCCCUACACUCGCGAACAGCGCUUUAUUAAAGCGCUUCAGAAACAGGAGAGACGUCUCAAGCGCGACAGCCUCCGGAGGCAAGACUCCCCUAUCGUCUUCCAGUCACAGGCUGACGCCAUUUCUUUGACGUCUGCCCACUCUGUUGUGUCGUCUCCCCUUUUUUUCGAACCUCAUGGUCCACUCAAGACACCCAAGAGACAAUUGCUUGAUCGAGAAACCCUAAAUCGUAUCUACAAUUUGUCCGUAAACACCAAUUGUAUUGUCCUUAACAUUUCCUGCGCUGGUUGUGGCGCAAAACUCCACUGUGGGACUCCUGGAACUCACGGUUUCCUUCCAGAACCUGAGAUACUUAAGUUGAAGAGCUCCAGCCAUCUUCGACGCGGUCGUAACCGUGCCGCCCAGCUACCUGUUGUGUGCUUACGUUGUCAACUAGUGGAUCAGUACGAGACGGCGCUUAAAGAGUCAGUGCCUUCAGAGCAGUACGAAGAGCAAGUAAUCACCGAGUUGAACAAUCAUGCGAAUUCAACUAUUCUCUUGGUCGCUGACAUGACAAACCUCCCUCAUUCCAUUGUCCCUCUGCGCCUUGCUAACCCUUCUGGUCAUAAAAUUGUUUUAAUCGGCAAUAAAGUGGACCAAUUGCCGAUCGAUGGUCCCAAAUUCCACUCCCGUUGGUCUGAGAUCCUUUUAAACUCAUUUACAGGAAUAUCCGGCCUGCGAAAAGAUAAUGUGUUCCACAUUGCCCUCAUUAGCGCACUCAAGGGAUAUGGGAUGGAGAAAUUGCUAGAUUUUCUGCUCUCCAAAAGGCUUAAUGUUUUUGAUAAUUGGCAACUCAACAUUAAAACGCUGUCAGGUGAUAAUUCGAUCAUCAAUCUCGAAAAAUAUGUCAUUUGUCCUGCAGGUACUACGGCUGGAUUGUUAAAGUUUCCCCUUGCCCGAAUGUCCUAUGUGAAACGCGCGCUUCGAGAUCAAGCAAAAUAUACGGAAGAGCACAGUAUCACGAGGUCUGCGGGGUCGAAAACCAGAGAACUUUAUGGAUACAUUAUAGUAGAAGGUACAAGUGCUCUUUGUUUUCUUCUACCUAUUUACUUGACAUCAUUCUCAGAUGACAAAGUCGCUGGUCCUCUGACCUCUUCCAACAUCGACGCGCAGGCGGAGCGAGUGAGGAAUGUUUUGCAAGAUCUCUCAUCUAAACCCACUUAUCGCUAUAGACGUGACUCCCAGAGAGCUGGCGUCAUUGAGGAGUCCGAUAUGGGACUUCGGAGUCUCUUCCAGGAGGAGCUGGGUGUCGACGCCACGCUUGAGGCGAAUCAGGACACUGGUAGUCGUCUUCUAAUCAGUGGAACCAUCGAUCCCAGAUGCUUCAAUCCAGAAGCAUGGUGCUAUGAUACACCUGGAUUGGAAAGCUGCGAACAAAGCCUUAAUUUCCUGUCAAGUGAUCAACUUGUGGAAUACAUGUCCCUAAUCAAUGGCAGAAAAGGUGACUUUCACCGACCUGAAAGCCGAUUUCUACUUCCGAGGACAUUCGUUCUUCGAUCAGGUCUCACUAUGCUUCUUGGACGGCUUGGCAGGUUGGAUGUUAUUGCUUCAAAAGGUCCAGUCUACUUAACAACUCAGACACGUCUCCCCGUACACAUUGUGGAAACAAGUGAUGUGAAUGCCUAUUGUGACGAAUACGCCAUGUUUCUCGGACCUGGUGGUACCUCUGAGGAGUACUCCAUGCCUUCUAUGACCCCUGUUGCUCUCGAAAGCAUACAUCCAGUUGACCUUGAGCAGUCUGUGGCCGACGUUGUUCUCUCUGGUGCAGGUUGGGUAUCAGUUUCGGGCGUUAAAGGAGCUACGAAGAAACCUUGCGACAAUCCGAGAGAGGAGACUGAGGAAGAUUAUGGAAUUUGUUUAAGAGCCUGGACACCUGGAGGUGUGGGCGUGACUGUGCGAAAGCCGUCACUACUGCCGUAUGCAAUUCGGAGACGGGGAGGGCGACUUCCCUACCUUCGUGAGUACUCUGGCGUUUCUGUGAACUCUCGGUUUGCCCAAUUUUCACCAUCGUGA